Messenger RNA from Dermatophagoides pteronyssinus (European house dust mite), 774 nucleotides. RefSeq names its product GTP-binding protein ypt3-like. Lineage: Eukaryota; Metazoa; Arthropoda; Arachnida; Sarcoptiformes; Pyroglyphidae. The record is from RefSeq and is a predicted model, not a curated record.
AUGUACAAUUUCUACUUCUGGAGUGGAGGCGAAGUUUUUAAAUUAGAUACAGUCCACAAUAAUGCUGAAAUUCGCCGAAAUUUUUACGCCCAAUGCAAAAUCUUGUUGGAAGGUUCCUUGUUCCAUUUUCAUAGUUUAACGGAACAUUUGAGCUCAAACUUGAAUAGUUUGUCAAGUUCUUAUUCAUACGUGAUCGAAACUUACCAGAAAAGAAUUAAACACCUUAUUGACUCUAUUUUCAAUGGCAAGUUUGCAGUGAUUAUUCUUGGAGACGCCAGCGUUGGAAAAACACACUUGGUUAUGUCUUUUGCAAAAAAAAAAUUGCCUGACAAGCCGUCAGCUACUAUUGGAAUCGAAUUUGAAACGAUCGUCGUAAAUACUAAGUCGGGCAAACAAAAGUCUUUCUGUAUAUGGGAUACCGCUGGGCAGGAACGCUUUAGGUCUAUCACAAAAAGCCAUUUCCGCCGAGCUUUAGGCUGUUUUUUGGUGUACGACAUUACUGAGCGACAAAGCUACAUGAAUAUUCAUCGUUGGCUGUCAGAUCUGCGACAAUCUGCGCCAGCAGAAAUCGUGAUCAUACUUAUUGGAAACAAAAUAGAUCUUGUUGACGGAGAGAAUUUACGAAAAGUUACAUACGAAGAAGCCCAACAGUAUGCAAAUGAAAACGGGCUGUUGUUUUUUGAAACCAGUGCGAUUUCGAAACAAAAUUUAAUGUGUUCAUUGGCUAGUACACAUUCACUGGGUGGUGUCAACAACAGAGUAUUGGAUUUUUAA